AUGGCCACUACAUCCAGCAACCACCUCUUGGAAAUCAUCCCGAAUCGAAUCGAUGUUCGGGAAGAAGCUAGGCUAUACGAUGAGCUAUGCGAGGACGACGAUUCAGAUGGAGGCACACCCACCGGUCCCAGAGGGAGUAGAUCAAGUUCCCCCGACGUGGCACCUUCGCUAUUCUCUAGGGAGUCAAUAUGGCUACAAGAUCACUCCGGCGAAAGUGCCGCUUUCGCCCAAGAUGUAGAGAUAUCAGGUUGGACUAGUGUGGGCGACAGGAAGGGCGGAGCUUAUGUUGUAUACGAUUGCUCCAUCAAGACGAAGGAGGGGACGGUAAUCCAUGCGCACAAACGUUACAGCGCUUUCGAAGAACUUGAGACGGCGCUACGGCUUUCACUUCCGCGGAAUUUACAAGCGUCCGUGCCUGAUCUGCCCCCGAAGGCGCCGCUGUCCAAGUAUCGACCGGUGUUUCUAGAGCGUCGGCGGCAGCUUCUGCAGCAUUGGCUUUCUUCUGUUCUACUCCACCCUGAGAUUGGAGCCUGCAAAGCUGUUCGUCUGUGGGUCAUGGAUUAG
Molecule: messenger RNA, 564 nt
Organism: Pleurotus ostreatus (oyster mushroom)
Lineage: Eukaryota; Fungi; Basidiomycota; Agaricomycetes; Agaricales; Pleurotaceae
Exons: 5
Coding region: 1-564 (187 amino acids)
Molecular function (GO): phosphatidylinositol-3-phosphate binding
Source: RefSeq, a predicted model, not a curated record